This is a messenger RNA of Drosophila montana, 737 nucleotides long. It is a transcript of the gene RpS24, whose product is annotated as ribosomal protein S24. The record is from RefSeq and is a predicted model, not a curated record. The coding region runs from base 147 to 545 and encodes 132 amino acids. The transcript is spliced from 2 exons. NCBI's taxonomy places the organism in Eukaryota, Metazoa, Arthropoda, Insecta, Diptera, Drosophilidae. Gene Ontology annotation, cellular component: ribosome. Gene Ontology annotation, molecular function: structural constituent of ribosome. Gene Ontology annotation, biological process: translation.
AUAGUUAAACGUUCGAUACAACUCUGUCAAAAAAAGUGCUGCCAAGUCUUUGGGAAACGAUGGUGGCCAUCUUCCUUUCUAAAGAAUCGCGUUCGCACAGCAGACGUGUUUAAAACCUUUUUGAGUGGUUUAAAAGCUCCGUCAAAAUGUCGACAGGUACAACUGCUACAAUCCGCACCCGCAAGUUCAUGACCAACCGUCUGCUUGCCAGGAAACAAAUGGUCUGCGAUGUGCUCCACCCGGGACUCUCGUCGGUCAACAAGACGGAGAUUCGCGAGAAGCUCGCCGCCAUGUACAAGGUGACACCCGAUGUUGUCUUUGCAUUCGGUUUCCGCACAAACUUUGGCGGUGGCCGUUCCACGGGCUUUGCUCUCAUCUACGACACCCUGGACUUUGCCAAGAAGUUCGAGCCCAAAUACCGUCUGGCUCGCCACGGCCUCUUCGAACAGAAGAAGCAGACACGCAAGCAGCGCAAGGAACGUCGCAACAGAAUGAAGAAGGUCCGUGGUACCGCCAAGGCCAAGAUCGGUACCGGCAAGAAGUAAAGCAAUCCGCUAGCAUCAUAUGAUUGUGUGUGUGUGUGUUUCUGGUGGCGCGCACCGACAAUUCCCAAUUUAGCUGCUGGUUAUGCGUUAGUCUAACUUUUAUAAAUUCAACGACAACAGUAAAAUCAGUUGUUUACUUUUUGGAGCGGCUAUUGUUUUAUAUGCUUAAGAAAAUAAAACUCUAAAAGUAAA